AACUAAUAAAACAGGUAUAGGUUACGUACUCGUUACAUGGUUAAGGUUAUAUUAGUUUAACAAAUCUAAUCUUGCUGUUACUUGGUUAGCAUUGAUACAACUGUGGGUUGAAUUGUUUUGACAUUUCUAUCACGUAGUUCCUGCUAACGUUAUUCCUAAUGGCUGAGGAAGCUGAAAGUAGUUGGUGUCCAAGACCCUUCGAUUAUAUAUUACUCGGCGGUGGUAUGUACCUGCUGUUCAUGUGUUUUGGGAAGAAGAAACCAAGCAGAGGCGACCUUUCGCCCAUUGUAGAUGGUAGCGAUGAUGAUGUGGCGUGUGGGUAUGGUACGUUUGAGGCGAGCCGAGCAACAACGUUCGAAGACAAAGAAACGCAAACCGAUACAUGCUCUAUCGCCACCGUGUGGCAGACUGUGGCAGUGGGCGAUCACGCAGACGACAAGACACACAGGAGCGAAUUAUUGUUAGAUUUCUCGACGGGAGACGUAAGGCGCAGUGAAUCGGUUCAACGUAAAAGUGUUGCGCAACGUUUGAUCACCGUGGAUGAAGACAACUAAGUUUACAUUAGAGUGAAAAUUGUUGGGAAACACUGGAGUUAGUUUUAUAAUUUUUAACUGUUGGGAAUUUACUCUAAACAGUAACACUGUUAUUUUUGCGCGUGCAGGUUAAUAAUAUAUCGAGAAAUUACUUUGGCCAA
Molecule: messenger RNA, 694 nt
Organism: Ciona intestinalis (vase tunicate)
Lineage: Eukaryota; Metazoa; Chordata; Ascidiacea; Phlebobranchia; Cionidae
Source: RefSeq, a predicted model, not a curated record